AUGCGCCGAGACGCCACCGCGUCCCACGAUCCUUCGCCAGAUCGCGCGACGCGCUCUCGCUCUCGCGGCCGUGCCAACCUCGCCGGUGCUAACCCGACCCAUACGGCGAGACACAACAACAGAUCCUCGUCCAGAGCCAGCUUUCUCGGCAGAUCGCGUCAGCGCACCUACCAGAUCUACCCCGAUCCUGAUGCGCAGCAGAGGUGGAGAAGCGAGUCGAGAACCGUCCGAGGAAGCUUGGACGACCAGGAUGGCUAUGUCUUCACCGAUGAUGAUAAUGAGGAACCCAUAGAUGGCGAUCAGCACUCGUCUUCCAACAAAGCCAAGCCAGGAGCCCCUGCCCACAAGCUGACGUCGACGGCGGAAGAGGGUUCGGCAUUGCCUUCCAAAGGCACCACGAUCACCGGCAGCUCGGCCGCCACGGCUGCAGCUCUUCCUGACGCUUCAAAGCUCCCACCCUCCUCAGAGCAGCAAGUUGCCGACAAGAGCAAAGAGAAGGAUGUCGAGGCGCAAGCCAAGCCCGCACCCCAACGCGUCUCUCGUCUCUCGCGCAUCCCGUAUCCCAUUGCGCACUUUCUCGGCUACCGCAGCAAGUCGACGGAAAACCGCGCCCUUUUGCGUCCGCUCGAGAAACUGCCACGCAAAGUCGAGACGCUUCUCUGGGCGUGGAUCGGUGCUGCGCUCGGUCUGGGAUUCGUCAUGAUCACCUUUUCGCGCUGGGACCAGUUCGCCAUGUCCACCAACGACCCGAUCACUGCAUGGACCGCACCCAUCGUCAUCGGCUCGUUUGGAGCCUCCAGUGUCAUCCUCUACGGCACGCCCGCGUCCCCGCUCGGUCAACCCAAAGCAUUCAUGGUCGGUCAGUUUCUGUGUGCGCUCGUCUCCGUGUGCAUCACCAAACUCUUUGAGCUCAACCACAACUACAACCCGAACCUCAUCGACACGUCGCACAGCCUCGUCUGGGUUGCCGGCGCCAUUGCCACGGGCACAGCACUGUGCGUCAUGAUCUUGACCGACACCGUCCAUCCGCCCGGCGGCGCAACCGCGCUGUUGGCCGCAACCAGCCCGCCCGUCAUCAAGCUCGGCUGGCACUACCUCCCCGUGGUGCUCCUCUCCAGCGUCAUCAUGGUUGCCUGGGCCAUGCUCUGGAUGAAUCUCGGCCGUGCCAAAUAUCCCGUGUACUGGUUCUGCCCGCCGGGAAGUGCGCACGACCAGAAGCGGUUUCGAGCCAAGCUUCCGGGUCUCAACAGGGGUAAAAGUGCAAGUCAGGGCAAUAGGGACAAGUCGAGAUGA
Molecule: messenger RNA, 1293 nt
Organism: Sporisorium graminicola
Lineage: Eukaryota; Fungi; Basidiomycota; Ustilaginomycetes; Ustilaginales; Ustilaginaceae
Exons: 1
Coding region: 1-1293 (430 amino acids)
Source: RefSeq, a predicted model, not a curated record